Messenger RNA from Mytilus trossulus (common blue mussel), 3017 nucleotides. Its product is annotated as serine/threonine-protein kinase 40-like. NCBI's taxonomy places the organism in Eukaryota, Metazoa, Mollusca, Bivalvia, Mytilida, Mytilidae. Gene Ontology annotation, biological process: protein phosphorylation. The transcript is spliced from 9 exons. The record is from RefSeq and is a predicted model, not a curated record. Bases 156 to 1496 code for a protein of 446 amino acids. Gene Ontology annotation, molecular function: ATP binding; protein kinase activity.
CGAAAAUAUCACUUCCGGCUAGUUGCAAUUUGACAGCAUGAUAUUGCAACACAAAAUACAAGUAAUUUACUAGCUAUUAUAGAUUUAAAGUGAUUCUUUUAAUCUGUGGAUCAACGAUGAUGACCAAAGAAAGAAUACAGUUAUGAUGGAAUUAAAUGAUGAAAAGGUCCUUAGGAGUUUCCUCCUUAAACCAGCAAUCCACUAGUAGUAAGGUCCAAAGAUUAAAUCCACCUUCCGCAGAAGUCAGGAAAGCUGGACCUUAUCUGUUAGGACCAAGACAAGGAUCUUCUCCUGUAAGAAGUAUUGUACAGUGUUUGGCAAGAAAAGAUGGGACAGAUAAAUUCUACACUAUAAAGAUUUUAACCCUGUCUGACCCCAGAGAAGAGAGCCAAGAUGAUAGACAAGGGAAAAUGUUGUUACACACAGAAUAUUCUUUGUUGUCUUUACUUCACAACCAAGAUGGAGUUGUACAUCAUCAUGGACUGUUUAAGGAUGAAGCAUUAGAGGAUAAAGAAAGUUCCCGGUAUUAUCCUGGCCAGUCCGUCCCUAGAAAGAGAAGACGACUCUGUCUGGUGUUAGACUGUCUGGUUCACCAUGAUUUUAGUGACGAAAAUCAAGAACUUGUCAACCUACAACAUUAUGUCAUUAAAGAGAAGAAACUGUCGGAGAAAGAAGCCAUAAUCGUAUUUCUUGAUAUUGUUAGAGUUGUGGAGAGUUUACAUAGGAAAAAUUUGGUUCAUCGUGAUUUAAAGCUUGGUAACAUGGUACUGAACAAGAAAACAAAGAGGAUAACAAUCACCAAUUUCUGUCUGGGGAAACUUCUGGUCUCAGAGACAGAUCCAUUAAAGGACCAAAGGGGUAGUCCUGCUUAUAUCAGCCCUGAUGUCUUAAGUGGCAAACCAUAUCUAGGCAAGCCAAGUGACAUGUGGGCCCUUGGUGUAGUUUUAUUUACAAUGUUAUAUGGACAGUUUCCAUUCUAUGAUAGUCAGCCACAGGAGUUAUUCAGGAAGAUAAAAGCUGCCGAGUUUACUAUGCCAAGUGAUGGAAGAGUUUCUGAAGAUUCUAAGUAUAUCAUUCAAAAUCUUUUGACAUUGGACUCUGAAAAACGUUUGACAGCUUUAGAAGUGAUAGAACAGUUACAGUCACUGCUUGAUAAAUGGAAAGCGAUGUCUAGUAUAAGUGGUCCUCUACAAGUAGUCCCUGAUAUUGAUGACAAGUAUGUUAGUGAUAACAAGGGUGAAGAGGAUGAAGGAUCAGCUAUACUCCUAUCAGACAUUCCAUCUGUUGAUGGUGGUGACACUGCUACACAGAUCACUGAUCUAGCUCAUGGAAUCACUCCAGACAAUGACCGUCAACCCAAAGAGAAGGUACCGGUCAGAAGACGCAGACACAUAUCAUCCAAUCCACCAAUCCACCGGAUGACAGACGAUGCUCAGCCACUUACACCUACAGAGAUGACGGCUCAUAGACAACUGUUGUCGCAACACAGAACUUGAUGUUACUACCAUGGGAAAAAGUAGACAGGGUUGUUCUCAAAAAUAUUAUCUGUUGUCAAUGGCACACCACAUGUUUUCUAUAGUAUAUAACUGUUGUAGUAUAUGUGUAAUUAUGUGAUGUCAUGGUUUGUUAUUUAUUGGUAUUUGAUGUCAUGACUUUGUUAUGUAGUCAGAAUGUGUAAAAUUGUAUAUUGUAGUGGGUGCUUAUUGACAAUUGUAAUAGGAUAUGUAGAUUAGGAAAAUCAUGGUUAUUUAAAUUUUUAUUCCUUUUGAUAGAACCUUCCAUAGGAAGUAAGAAAAAUCAUGGUUAUUUAAAUUUAUACCCCUUUUCAUAGAUACUUUCAUAGGAUGUAAGCCUACAAAGAAAGUUCACAUAUUUCUUUUUUUUUUUUAGUAGUAUUAUUACAUCUUAGUAUACAAUUCCACAGAAAAAUUCUUCACUUGGUCUUGACUAUUCGUUGGAUAUCAAUUUUUGUCAAUUUCGUGGUUACAGAGGAACAAAGAAUUCAAAUGUUCAACGAAUCACACAUUUUCUAAAGGCUUUGUACGCAUAGAUUUUCUAAACCACAAAAUCAAUUACCCACGAAAAUGCAAGUUUUCCUUUAUCCACGAAAAUUGAUACCAACGAAAAUAAAUGAAUCCACAGUACUGAGCUGUUUUUAAUAGCUUCAAAGCCAUAUUUUUCUUACGCAAAAGUACUAUUGAAGAGUAAAGACUAGAUUUAUUUGUCACCAUUUAAACAAAGUAUGCAUUUUUUAGUGAUACAAAAAAGAUUUAAGUUGAAGGAUUUCAGUUAUUUUUAGGCGAUCUGGGUAUAGUUAUAAAAUUGUCAAAGAAUGUUGUAAACCAUUAAAUGUUAUUUCAUUUUGAUUGGGUUAAUUAUUGUAUAAUUAUUAUGUAGUUUCAAACUUUGUGAGCUGGUGUGUAUAAUGUGUGCAAUCAUUAAAAUUAUAGGGCAGUUUUAGCUAGAUAGCAAGUGCUCACUGUAAGUUUGAAAGAGAAUGAAUGGGUCAUAUAUUUUUAAUUGGACAUAAAUAAAAAAUAAAAAAUGCUUUCCUUAUGAAAAAGUUUACUGUUAAAAUAUUACCAAAUUGGCUUAUAAACAGAUGAAAAAUUUAUUACUUUAUUGGAGGAAACCAGUAUUUGGUCAAUAACUAGCUAUUUCAGCAAAAAACUAUACUUUUUCCUGAUUUGCCCAGGUGUGACUGGAUACAUUUAUUAUGAUAUAGAUUUAUAAUUUUUUUGCAUUUCAACCGUGUGCUAAAUUAUUUGUUAUUUAUUCUGUGAUAGUGAGUAUUGUAGUUUUCUUAAGCCAUACAAAAUUAAUCAUCUGGAUCUAAGUUUCUCAACCAACAAAAUAAGUUCUGGAUUAUUUGAUUCCAAGACAAAUUAAAUGCAAUUCAGAGUUCAUCGAAAAAGUGGUGGUGAAAAGGUUUAGAUCACCAAAAUUUUGCAAGGACUUGGACAAAUUUGGUAAUUUGCAAUAGAAACAAAAAUAGUGAGGACAAUCAGAUUCCAGAA